CGAGACAAAAUGCUGUGCUAAUGAGCUGCUCAUAUAUAUACCUAUGUCGUGCUGUUAGAUAACCUGCUCAUUCUCGCUCAAUUGCACUCUAGACAUAUAGUCGCCAAGAUGAAGUUUUCUUUGGCUGUACUGGCACUUCCUAUUGCGGUCAAUGCUGCUUACUUCUCGGCCGCAGAAUAUGCUUCCGGUGCCGUGCAUCAAAGAUUAAUGAAGCUGAAGAAUGAUCAAUGGGAACAAGACGCAGCAGAAGGCAGACAAGAUCCUCACCAAUGGCCAUCAUGGAAAACCUGGAAGAAGGGAGAUUGGAAAAAGGGGGAUCGUAUCCGGUGCAAGAACGGCUUAGCUAUCGUUGAACCAGGCAAUGCAAACCAAACUUUCCGUUGCAACAACAUUGAUCUCUACGACUUCGUCAACCACGCUGAUUUGGGUGGGCCCGAAGGGCGUGGUUCCUCCAGCUGGGGUUGGGCGGCACGCAAUGGUCGCGAAUUCGGAAUUGUAGGGCAGCUCUCUGGUGCUGCUUUUGUCGAAAUCCUUCCCAACGGUCAGAUUCAGUACUUGGGUCGACUACCAGCGCAAAGCGAGGGCUCAAGAUGGCGCGAAAUUCGCGUGUUGAAGGAUUGGGUCAUCAUCGGAAGCGAAGCUGUUGGCCACAAUGUUCAGAUCUUUGACCUCAACAAACUACUUGACCUCGACCCAAAAAACCCAAAGACUUUCGAUCCUAAAACUGACCUUGUUGGUCUUUGGGAUGAGCUACCGGUUGGUCGUACGCACAACGUUGUUGUCGAUUGGGACAAUGAGUACGUCCUUGCUGUUGGCGCCCAGCCACGCAAUCAAACCUGCAAAGCUGGUCUCCAGUACAUUGACCUGUCGGACCCUACCAAGCCGAAGUCUCCAGGCUGUGCUAGUCAGGAUGGAUAUGUCCACGAUGCUCAGUGUGUAACGUACAAUGGUCCCGAUCGUAGGUACCGUGGGAGAAAUAUCUGCGUUGGCUACAAUGAGGACACCAUCACGGUGUAUGAUUCAACGAAGAAAGAUGGCAAUCCCGCUUCCGAGGUGCUUUCUCGCCUCUCUUACCCCGGUGCCACUUACGUUCAUCAAGGAUGGUGGACCGAACGGAAUUGGCAUCAAUACGUUCUUGUGAACGACGAGCUUGAUGAGCAAAGAGCUGUCGGUCCAGCAGCGUCAGGCCGCCCCGUUACCCACAUUAUUGACCUUACCGAUCUUCGCAACCCCAAAACAACAGGUACUUUCUUUGCCACAGACCACAAAGCUAUCGACCAUAACCUCUACAUUGUCGAUGGCCUUGCGUACCAGAGCAACUAUGGCGCUGGACUUUGGGUACACGAUAUUCGAUCUGUUGCCAAAGAUCCUUCUGGGAGCGGGGUCUCGGUUGAAGGAUUUUUCGAUAUUUAUCCGGAAGAUGAUGCACAGGGUGGUAUUGUCCAGUUUGUGGGCACUUGGUCGCACUUCCUCUUCCCCUCCGGAUUCAUCUUGGUAAACACCAUCGAGCGUGGCGCGUUUACUGUCAAGCUUUCUAAAGGCCGUGGAGCUCGUCGUGGUCGUGGGUUUGGUGGGCCCUCUAAGGGUAGUGGUAGAGAUAGGUAGAUGAUAUAGAAUGAGGU
Cucurbitaria berberidis CBS 394.84 is the source of this 1622-nucleotide messenger RNA. RefSeq lists its product as uncharacterized. The coding region runs from base 109 to 1605 and encodes 498 amino acids. The record is from RefSeq and is a predicted model, not a curated record. The transcript has 5 exons. NCBI's taxonomy places the organism in Eukaryota, Fungi, Ascomycota, Dothideomycetes, Pleosporales, Cucurbitariaceae. Gene Ontology annotation, cellular component: extracellular region.